Molecule: messenger RNA, 2043 nt
Organism: Miscanthus lutarioriparius
Lineage: Eukaryota; Viridiplantae; Streptophyta; Magnoliopsida; Poales; Poaceae
Source: the annotation of a GenBank genome assembly
AUGGCGAGAUGGGAUACGGUGAAUCCACGCGGAUGGGCCUGGCUGCUCUCCGUUUUAUUUACGGUUGAAGAUCAUCUAACUAAUGUCUUUGAUGACCGUCUCACUACGUUGAAAUCCUUUUGGUUGCUGAGGGAGGAAACCACUUACAAGGCCCUUCGUGUAGGGUUAUCUAAAACUUUUAAUCUUAUUUAUAGCAAGGAUGUUCAAGUGGAUGAUAAAAACAGAACCACGCCACACUGUGGCAAUGUCUUUUCUUCCCUUCUAUGGUUUCUUAAUCUCCUGUUGCCGAUCGUGCCCAUUUGCCUCUUCCACAGCAGCCACAAAAAGGCUUAUAGGGGAACCGACAUCAAGGUUACAUUUAUAUUAUUGUACAUCACAUACUUUUUGGAGAUUUUGUCCUUUUUUACGAAUGCACUGCUUUUAGAGGAGUGGUCAGACGGGGUUGUCCAACGUAGUCUUGUAGGAUUGCUAGCUUGGAACAGAAGGCACAAAAGACCAAAAUUCUUUCAAUGCAAAGGUUUGCUUGACACAUAUUUUGGCUUCAAGCCAUGUCGCUCGUCCAAAGAUAUUACAAUGUUGGUUCGUGAACAUGUUAUGGCUGGAUGGAUGAGUCAUAUGACAGAUAUCGAGAGUUAUUGGAGGUUCAGCGACAGCCAAGGCCAGUGGGCACUUGAGCGCAAUGGCGGUGAAGAAAUCCUUGGGUGGAGUAUAGAGAAGCCAUUCGACGAGAGCAUCAUUCUCUGGCAUGUGGCCACAGAAUUUUUCUUCCAUAUGAAGGGCACGUCUCAUGAUUUUGAAUGUGCGAGGAUGUGUAGACAAAUCUCCAACUACAUGAUGCAUCUAUUGUUUGCUAAUCCUGAGAUGUUGUUGCCUGGCAGCAGAAGGAAUUUGUUUACAGAUGCUUAUGAUGAACUCGAGGCCAUCCUCCAAGGUGAUGAUCUAUCACUGCUGGACGAAAGAGGACUUACACUAAGGAUAAUUAACAAGGCAGAGUUACCAGAAGGUUUUCUUCGAGACUCAUGGGUUCUUGCUCAAGAGUUGAUGCAAUUAGGGGUGCAUGCCAAGAGCCUGGGCUCCGGUGGGGAGUCCCUGUCCAUCGUCUCGCUCCUGAUGUCGCAUGCAGUACUGGAGACAUAUGCGGAGAGGCAACAGAGAUUGCAGCUUCGGCUUCCCAAAGAGGAGAGAGUGAAUAUUGCAAAACAAAGAAUACAAGGAGCUGCAAAGAACCAAGCUACUGGUGGCUCGUCGACUCCCCAAGGCAUGAUGUGGGAAGUAAUCAAAGAUGUAUGCAUCGAGAUGCUCUGUUUUUCUGCUGGUAGAUGCAGGGGUUACCUGCAUGCCAAAAGCCUUGGAUCUGGUGGGGAGUUCCUCUCCUACAUAUCACUCCUAAUGUCGCACGCAGGACUGGAGACGUAUGCAGAGAGGCAACAGAGGGUGCAGCUACGGCUUCCCAAAGAGGAGAGAGCGAAAAUUGCAGAAGAAGCUGCAAACAAGCAAGCUACUCCUGUGAGGGAAGAAGAGAAUGCUACCACUCCAUUGGCUUCUCAAGUCGAUGGGCAACUAGUAAAACAACAAGAAGAUGCUGCCUCUACAUCGGCUUCAAGAGUCGAAUGCGUUGCCCCCGCCCCUGUGAUCAAGCUUGCUCAAGGGCUGAUGCAGCGUCCAGCAGAUGGUGGUGCUGAUGACGAUGGGAAGAAGAUGUGGAAAGUAAUCAAGGGCGUAUGGGUCAAGAUGCUCUGCUUCUCUGCAGGUAGAUGCAGGGGUUUCCUACACGCCAAGAACCUUGCCUACGGCGGGGAGUACCUCGCCUACGUGGCGCUCCUCAUGUCCAACGCGGGGCUGGAGACGUCCGCGGACAGGCAGCAGAGGAUGCCGCUCGGCCUUUCCAAGGAGGAGAGGCUGCAACGAGCAAAGAGGACCGCCGCAGGCGCGGCUGUUGUGAUCGAAGAAGAAAACUCUGCCGCCACUCCAUCGACGGCUUCGGCCCAAGGUGAAUGCACUACUGCCCCAGCUUUGGAGGUGGUGGUUGCUGAAGCAGUAUAA